Messenger RNA from Aureobasidium namibiae CBS 147.97, 1746 nucleotides. RefSeq names its product amidophosphoribosyltransferase. NCBI's taxonomy places the organism in Eukaryota, Fungi, Ascomycota, Dothideomycetes, Dothideales, Saccotheciaceae. Gene Ontology annotation, molecular function: amidophosphoribosyltransferase activity. The transcript has a single exon. The coding region runs from base 1 to 1746 and encodes 581 amino acids. Gene Ontology annotation, biological process: purine nucleotide biosynthetic process; purine nucleobase biosynthetic process. Gene Ontology annotation, cellular component: cytoplasm. The record is from RefSeq and is a predicted model, not a curated record.
AUGUGUGGCAUCCUCGGCGUUAUCCACGGCAACCCCUCGUCGCUCGACGCUGCCGCUGAGAUCCACCAGGCUCUUUAUUACCUGCAACAUCGCGGCCAAGAUGCCUGUGGUAUUGCCGCCUGUACCCGCAACGGUCGCAUCUACCAGUGCAAGGGAAACGGUCUCGCCGCAAAGGUCUUCCACGACGGCUCGCGCGUCGCCGACCUGCCUGGCUUCAUGGGCAUUGGUCACUUGAGAUACCCCACUGCUGGUAGCAGCGCAAACUCGGAAGCCCAGCCUUUCUACGUCAACAGUCCCUACGGCAUUGCCCUCACCCACAACGGCAAUCUGAUCAACGCCCCCGAAUUGAGAGAGUACCUUGAUCAGGUCGCUCACAGACACAUCAACACCGACAGUGACAGCGAGCUGAUGCUGAACAUCUUCGCCAACGAGUUGAACGAGACCAAGAAGGCCAGAGUCAACGCCAGCGAUUGUUUUGCCGCACUCGAGCGCAUGUACAAGCGCUGUUCCGGUGGCUGGGCCUGUACAGCCAUGCUUGCCGGUUUCGGUCUCAUCGGUUUCCGUGACGCCUAUGGCAUUCGUCCUAUGGUUCUCGGCUCCAAGCCUUCGGACGACGGCGUUGGCACUGACUACAUGAUGGCCUCCGAAUCUGUCGCCUUGUCGCAAUGUGGCUACAAAAACAUUGUUGACAUCAAGCCCGGCCAGGCCGUCAUCAUCGAGAAGGGCAAGGAGCCCGUCUUCUCUCAAGUCGCAAAGGAGUUGAAUUACGCUCCCGACAUUUUCGAAUACGUCUACUUCGCCCGCCCCGAGUCCGUCAUUGAUGGCAUCUCGGUCCAUCGCAGCCGUCAACUCAUGGGCUACCGCCUCGCCGAGACCAUCAAGCAACAGCUCUCGCCUGAGCAACUCGCAAGCAUCGAUGCCGUCAUUCCCAUUCCCGAGACCAGUCUGAUCUCUGCCUACGCUGUUUCCAAACACCUCAAGAUCCCCUACUGCCAGGGCUUCGUUAAGAACCGCUACAUUUUCCGCACUUUCAUUAUGCCAAACCAGAAGGCUCGUCAAAAGGGUGUCCGUGCCAAGCUCAAUGCCAUCCCCAUUGAGUUCCAAGACAAGAAUGUGCUUCUCGUCGAUGACAGCAUCGUCAGAGGUACUACCAGUCGCGAGAUCGUUCUCAUGGCCAAGGAGGCCGGUGCCAAACAGGUCUUCUUUGCCAGUUGUGCUCCCCCGAUCACAUAUGCUCACAUCUACGGUAUCGAUCUUGCCUCGUCUUCGGAGCUCAUUGCCCACCACAGCACUUCCCAGGAUAUUGCCAAAAAGAUUGGUGCCGAUGCCGUCGUUUACCAAUCGCUCAAAGAUCUUGAGGAGUCUUGCGCAGAGGCCAGUCCACGCCCGAAUCAAAAAUUCGAGGUUGGCGUCUUCUGCGGUACCUAUGUCACACCGGUCAACAACGACUACUUCGAGCAUCUUGAACGCAUGCGCGGAGAUGCCAAGAAGCUCAAGGUUAUGGAGAGCGCACGCGAGGCUGUCAGACAAGGCACCGCCGGCGAGGAGGAAGUGCGCAUGGCAGCGGGCGGCGUCAAAGUCGACCGCCAGGGCAACGUGGUCCCUGCCAACGAGGGCAACCAAGAACAAGUCAAAGCUGCCAGCAAGAUCACUGCCGAAGGCGAGGACGAGGAGAAGAGACCGAAAGGUGGUCUGAUGCACCGCGGUAGCCAGGAUGUGUCUUUGCACAACUUGAACGAUUAUUAA